Messenger RNA from Pediculus humanus corporis (human body louse), 717 nucleotides. Its product is annotated as nep1, putative. The coding region runs from base 1 to 717 and encodes 238 amino acids. Gene Ontology annotation, molecular function: rRNA binding; rRNA (pseudouridine) methyltransferase activity. The transcript has 5 exons. NCBI's taxonomy places the organism in Eukaryota, Metazoa, Arthropoda, Insecta, Psocodea, Pediculidae. The record is from RefSeq and is a predicted model, not a curated record. Gene Ontology annotation, cellular component: small-subunit processome; nucleolus. Gene Ontology annotation, biological process: rRNA base methylation.
AUGGGUAAUAAAAAAAGAAAAUUAAAUAAAGAUGGAGAAGAAGAUUUUGAAUUUGAUCCUACUCCAAGACAUUUAAUUGAUGCUCAUAUAAAAGAACAAGAAAAACGUUUAAUUGUCAUUUUAGAAGGAGCUCAAUUAGAAUCAAUUGCUGUAGGUAGAGGUUUUGAAUUAAUUAAUGCCGAUGAUCAUGCUUCUUUACUUGUCAAACACAAUAGGGAACCAUAUUCUUGUAGGCCUGAUAUUGUUCAUCAGUGUCUCAUGAUGCUUCUUGACAGUCCACUUAACAGAGCUGCUUUAUUACAGGUUUACAUUCACACAGAAAGAAAUAUUUUAAUCGAAGUUAAUCCUCAGACGAGAAUUCCUAGAACAUUUAAAAGAUUUGCUGGAUUAAUGGUUCAACUUCUUCACAGAUUUAAAGUUCGAGCUUCUGAUGGUAACAUGAAACUUCUCAAAGUUAUUAAAAAUCCAAUAACAGAUCACUUCCCAGCAGGAUGUAAAAAAUAUACAAUGUCUUUUACUGCUGAUAAAGUAAUCAAUCCGAGAGAAUUAGUUCCUGAAAAAGAUCCUGUCGUUAUUGUUAUUGGAGCAAUGGCUCACGGUUCGGUUUCAGUAGAUUAUACAGAAGGUAGUUAUAGUAUAUCAAAUUAUCCUUUAUCUGCUGCUUUGACAUGUAGUAAAGUGUGUUCGGCUUUCGAAGAAGUUUGGGGAAUUAUUUGA